GGCAUAACUGCAUUGAUGGACUGUGGCCCUGCAGCAUUGCCAGCAAUAUUCCACGGCCUGGAUAUGUCCUUCAUAUUUGAUUGGAUUUAUAGUGGUUUCAGUAGCGUUCUGCAGUUCCUGGGGCUGUACAAGAAGUCUGGUAAAUUAGUAUUCCUCGGUCUGGACAAUGCUGGUAAAACAACGCUGCUGCAUAUGCUCAAAGACGACAGACUGGGUCAGCAUGUGCCAACCUUACACCCCACCUCCGAGGAGCUGACGAUUGCUGGCAUGACCUUCACCACGUUCGAUCUGGGUGGCCACGCUCAGGCUCGACGAGUGUGGAAGAACUACCUCCCAGCCAUCAACGGCAUCGUCUUCCUGGUGGACUGCGCCGAUCUCACCAGACUGGCCGAGUCCAAAACAGAGCUUGACGCACUAAUGACAGAUGAAACCAUUGGAAAUGUGCCCAUAUUGAUCCUCGGCAACAAGAUCGACAAACCUGAAGCCAUCAGUGAGGAGAAACUGCGCGAGAUCUUUGGCCUGUACGGUCAGACGACGGGAAAGGGCAACGUUCCUCUCAAAGAGCUGAACACGAGACCCCUGGAGGUGUUCAUGUGCAGCGUGCUGAAGAGACAGGGCUACGGCGAGGGCUUCCGCUGGCUCUCACAGUACAUCGAUUAGAGGAAGAGGAAGAGGAAGCACCACGCUCAUCCCGCCUUCACAACCACGACUCCACUCACACAGACUGUUAUCCUUCAGUUCAUCGACUGGUUCUCACAUUGUUUCUUACCAAAACCACAAACCUGCAGUGAUUCUGCAAAUGUGGUCAAUUCCAAACAAUGAAUCUUCGCAUUGGCUUCGGUUUUAUUUACUCUGAAAUUUGAUGUUUUUUUGUCCGUUGAUCUCUUUCUGUUCAUCAGGGAAUGAUUCUGCGUGUGUACUCACAGAAAUGUUCACAGCUUCCGAGUCAUUUGCGUCACAUACUUCAAACAGGAAGUGCUUUGACUUCUCUCCAGUGUUUCGUUUCCUGUCGUCAGGCUGUAAGAUGAAGUCGAGACUCUGUUAAUGCGCUGAUGUGGCCGUGUUGAAUUGAAUAUCUGUUUUUGUUCUCCCAAAAAAUUAAAACAAUUGUACUGCCACAUUCAAAAAUUAAUUCCCAAAGCUACUGUAAACUGAAAUAGACCAAUAGUUGUUUUUCUUUUUUAAUAUGGUUUGGAAUUGAAGACGGGCAUGGCAAUGAACCCUAACCCACAAGUGUCUGAUAGUUUGGGCGAGAGCAGAGCAUGCCUUCCACACAAACACACAUUAUUAUAUUUAACUACUAAUGACUA
Messenger RNA from Sinocyclocheilus grahami, 1310 nucleotides. RefSeq names its product secretion associated, Ras related GTPase 1B (gene sar1b). Gene Ontology annotation, biological process: intracellular protein transport. The transcript is spliced from 7 exons. The record is from RefSeq and is a predicted model, not a curated record. Gene Ontology annotation, molecular function: GTPase activity; GTP binding. NCBI's taxonomy places the organism in Eukaryota, Metazoa, Chordata, Actinopteri, Cypriniformes, Cyprinidae. Bases 16 to 660 code for a protein of 214 amino acids.